Sciurus carolinensis (gray squirrel) is the source of this 2791-nucleotide messenger RNA. RefSeq names its product checkpoint kinase 2 (gene Chek2). The record is from RefSeq and is a predicted model, not a curated record. Gene Ontology annotation, cellular component: nucleus; cytoplasm. The transcript has 17 exons. Lineage: Eukaryota; Metazoa; Chordata; Mammalia; Rodentia; Sciuridae. Gene Ontology annotation, molecular function: ATP binding; protein binding; protein serine/threonine kinase activity. Gene Ontology annotation, biological process: protein phosphorylation; mitotic DNA damage checkpoint signaling. The coding region runs from base 809 to 2467 and encodes 552 amino acids.
GAGGCUGAAGUAGUCUCGAGUGGGGUCAGGCGGCUGCAGCGCGCGGCACUGCUGGCAGAAGAACCCGUCCCCCGGCCCGGGGCCCCCUGGGCCGCCGCAGUUCCAACACCUCGGAGAACUGCUUCCCUUUUCCGACGCAGCACUGCCGCUUAACAGUCUCCUUCCGGGGACCCCUGCCGACCGUAACCCCCAUAGCCGAAAUAACACCUGGACCCUCCCGCCCCACAUCUGGUCCGCGGCCUAUCUCGCCGCGAUCACCUGUUGGGGAACGAGCCGAGACAGUGGCCGAACACACAAGUGCUGCUGAUUGGUUGGAGAGCUGAGGGGGCGGGGUCACCUGCGGGAAACUUGGACGCUGAGUCCCGCUCUGAGUUCUAAACUACAAUUCCCAGCAAGCAUUGAGGCCGUGCGCGGCGGCCACAUCUGUUGCUCCUCAUUGGUCGGGAUGUGGCGGAGGGCGUUUUGAUUGGCUGAGGGUGGAGUUUGUAUCUGCAGGUUUAGCGCCACUCUGCUCGCUGCGGCUGCGGAAAAUUUGCGGCUUCUGGUGGGCUCACGCGGUUUUGGCGUGGCGGGGGCAGGGAAGCUACAGAAGGACCCAGCCUGGCAGAGGCAGUAUUAGACCAGCAGGUCCUGGAGUAGUAGAUUCAGCUGUGACCUCACCUUCCUGGCAUGUUUUAAGGAAAACUCAUCUGGACCUUUGUAUAUUGAAAGCUGUGUAAAUGCAGUUAGUUCUGUCAAGUGAAUUCAAGGGUUGGAGUCCUGUGAUCCAAACAAUGGUUCCUUUAAGAUUCUAUCAAGGCUGGUCGUGAUGUCUCGAGAGACGGAUGCAGAGAGUCAGCAGUCCCACAGCAGCGUCUCCUCUCAGGCCCAUGGCAGUGGUGCCUGUCCACAGUCCCAAGGUGGCUUCACUCAGUCCCAAGGCCUCUCCUCACAAUCCCAUGGGUCUUCACAGUCCCAAGGCACAUCCAGCUCUUCCACCAGCACGGUGCCUACCUCCAGCCAGUCCUCUCACUCCAGCUCUGGGACCCUGAGCUCCUUAGAGACAGUGUCCACUCAGGAACUCUAUUCUAUUCCCGAGGACCAAGAACCUGAGGAGCCUGUCCCUGCCCCUUGGGCUCGAUUAUGGGCCCUUCAGGAUGGAUUCACCAAUCUUGAGUGUGUUAAUGACAGCUACUGGUUUGGGAGGGAUAAAAGCUGUGACUAUUGUUUCGAUGAACCACUACUGAAAAGGACAAAUAAAUACCGGACGUAUAGCAAGAAGCACUUCCGAAUAUUCAGGGAAAUGGGUCCUAAAAACUCUUACAUCGCCUACAUAGAGGAUCACAGUGGGAAUGGAACCUUUGUAAACACAGAGCUUGUAGGAAAGGGAAAACGCCGCCCUUUGAGUAACAAUUCUGAGAUUGCACUUUCACUAUGUAGAAAUAAAGUUUUUGUAUUUUUGGAUCUGACUGUAGAUGAUCAGUCAGUUUAUCCUAAGGAAUUAAGAGAUGAAUACAUCAUGUCAAAAACUCUUGGAAGUGGUGCUUGUGGAGAGGUAAAGCUGGCUUUUGAGAGGAAAACAUGUAAGAAAGUUGCCAUAAAGAUCAUCAGCAAAAGGAAAUUUGCUAUUGGCUCUUCAAGAGAGGCAGAUCCAGCUCUCAAUGUUGAAACUGAAAUAGAAAUUUUGAAAAAACUAAAUCACCCUUGCAUCAUCAAGAUUAAAAACUUUUUUGAUGCAGAGGAUUAUUACAUUGUUUUGGAAUUGAUGGAAGGAGGAGAGCUCUUUGACCGGGUGGUGGGGAAUAAACGACUGAAAGAAGCUACCUGCAAACUCUAUUUUUAUCAGAUGCUCUUGGCUGUACAGUACCUUCACGAAAAUGGCAUUAUACAUCGGGAUUUAAAGCCAGAGAAUGUUUUACUGUCAUCUCAAGAAGAGGACUGUCUUAUAAAGAUUACUGAUUUUGGGCAGUCCAAGAUUUUGGGGGAGACCUCUCUCAUGAGAACUUUAUGUGGUACCCCCACUUACUUGGCUCCCGAGGUUCUUCUUUCCAUUGGAACUGCCGGGUAUAACCGUGCUGUGGACUGCUGGAGUUUAGGAGUUAUUCUUUUUAUCUGCCUUAGUGGGUAUCCACCUUUCUCUGAGCAUAAGACUCAAGUGUCACUGAAGGAUCAGAUCACCAGUGGAAAAUACAACUUCAUUCCUGAAGUCUGGGCAGAUGUCUCAGAGAAGGCUCUGGAUCUCGUCAAGAAGCUGUUGGUCGUGGAUCCAAAGGCUCGGUUUACGACAGAAGAAGCCUUAAGUCACCCGUGGCUUCAGGAUGAGGACAUGAAGAGAAAGUUUCAGGAGCUACUGGCCGAAGAAAAUAAAUCAAUUGCUGUACCCCAGGUCCCAACCCAGCCUUCCACUAGUCGAAAGCGGCCCUUGGAAGGGGAAGCAGAAGACUCAGAGAGCACGAAGCGCCCUAGUGUGCGCACCUCUGUGUUGUGAACACGACAGAAAUGUGCUUCUUCACUCUGCUGUCAUCUUUUAAGUCUGUUUUUUUUUUUUUUUUUUUUAAUCACUUGUAUUUUAAUUAUGGGAAUAAUUGCUUUUCCACAAUCACUGAUAAUUCAAUUAAAAACCUGAUGGAAUGUGGGCUUUGGGUGUAUGCUUGAUGAAUAGCUCUUUGGUUGACUGCCUUUUAUUAAAACUUUUUUUUUUUUCUUUUUUAAAAAAAUUGUUGGGGCCUGGGGAUAUGGCCAGUGGCUGGACAAUUGCAUAGCAAAUGCAAGGCCCUGGGUUUGAGUCCCAACACCAAAAUAAAUAAAGAAA